AUGACACCAGCUAACCAAACAAGGCGGCUCGUCGAAGUUGACGGCCUUGAGAUUCAUGUACUAGUAAAUGAUGAGAUCGAUCAGAUUUCGCCCAGUCCGAACCUACUGGUUGAAUAUACGCAGUCCUUCGCCGGAGUUCCUCUCACUCCGGUCUCCGAUCCUGCAGCUCGGGGCGGAGCCAGGCUUGAGAUGCCGAUGCGAAACAUCUGCUGCGGUGCGCAUGGCCUCUCUCUGUUUAUUCGCACCGAGACUCAUUUAAUUCAGACGGCAACGAAAGAUGGCGUGAGCAAAACACUACUUUUUGACGCUGGACCCGAAGAAGAUGUAUUCGAAAGGAACGCGACACGAUUGAGGCUUCCGAUGGGCAAUGUGGGAGCUAUUGUACUUUCUCACUGGCAUCGCGACCAUUCGGGAGGGUUGCUUUCUGCUAUUCGACUUAUUAACAGCAAGAAGGCAGAAGGCAGCCAAGUUACGGUUGCUCUACCCCCCGAUAGACUAGACUAUCGCGGCGUUAUGUUUGAUGCUCCUGUGUCUCUCGAGCCGGACCCGUCUCUCCUGCAAAUUGAGAAUGCCGGUGGGAAGAUUGAGACUAUUCAUAAAGUAUAUACAGUAUUGGAUGACAUGUUUUCUAUCUCUGGUGAUAUUCCCCGCGAGACUUCCUACGAAGGCGGCAUUCCUGGCGGUAUCAGAUACAGUGCCCAAACUGGAAAAUGGACCACGGAUGAGUUGAUACUGGAGGAGCGCUAUGUUAUGUGCAAGAUCAAGGGUGCGAUCUCAUUCCCCGAGUUUAAGACAGAUCCAAGACUGACCGUUAGCACUAGAUAA
Clonostachys byssicola is the source of this 825-nucleotide messenger RNA. Lineage: Eukaryota; Fungi; Ascomycota; Sordariomycetes; Hypocreales; Bionectriaceae. The record is from the annotation of a GenBank genome assembly.